AUGUUCAGAACGUGUCAGAUGCUCCGAAACCAGUUCACGUCACACAUCACGACGGUCCCAAAAGUACCCUGUCGUUCCAAAUCGAACCCGAUCUCUGCUAUGCAUUCAUUUGGCUCAUUCGCCGUGGAACGUCGAAUGAAUGUAUCGACCAAUGUUAGGGAGUCUCCAAAUCCUGGACCCGGUGUCUCUUACGUGAUGUUCGUCGAUGUGUUCUCGCAUCGCUUCGAAUGGUGUGUAUUCCCACUCGCGUCUGUAUCUAACAGAUCCAGUCAAGAGGAGCCUAUACGGAAGUGGUCAGCUGAUUCAUCUAGCGAGUUUGAUCGUGAUUGCCAGUUCACCUCCGUGGCGAGAAUGCAGGGCCAGGGUCCUUCUCGUGAAGGAGUACGAGAUGACGGUUGGAGGGGUCAUAUCGCUUGA
Molecule: messenger RNA, 417 nt
Organism: Serpula lacrymans var. lacrymans S7.9
Lineage: Eukaryota; Fungi; Basidiomycota; Agaricomycetes; Boletales; Serpulaceae
Exons: 3
Coding region: 1-417 (138 amino acids)
Source: RefSeq, a predicted model, not a curated record